Messenger RNA from Linum trigynum, 2426 nucleotides. NCBI's taxonomy places the organism in Eukaryota, Viridiplantae, Streptophyta, Magnoliopsida, Malpighiales, Linaceae. The record is from the annotation of a GenBank genome assembly.
ACUCUCUCUACAAUAGUCAACCACAAGUGCUACCAGCUGCCAGCCUGCAAUUUCCUCCCUUAAGUAGUUGGAGAGGCAUCGAUGAUGAAUGAAGAUGAAGGAAGAUAGAAAAGGGAAGUGCCCCAUUUUUACACUUUCUACCACCACCAGACAGGCACCAGCCACAGUUGAUCCGUUUGUUUAUAUUCCCAGAAAUGUGUUCUUCUCAAAGUGGGUGUGAAAAAAAGUUCAGCUGCUACCCUCCAGGCCUCAUACCCUUUUAAUCAGUUCUUCCAUCUCGACUUUGACCUUCAUGGUUAGAGCUGGAGAUGGUGAUGGUUCAUCUGAAAAAGAAAGCUGGAACAAAGAAAGAGAAACCUCUUCGAUGAGCAAAAUUCAAUGGUAGUAGAUAACAAGAUUUUGGGACAACCUUCUGAAGCAAGCAAUAGCUAUUUUUGUGUAGUUUUCUUAUGACAAGUGGUAUGGGAAAUCCAACAGUACUGUUGGUUUCACACAACCUUAAAAUGGGUCAGACGUGUUCUAGACACCGAAGUGGUGGUUUGUUUUUCUUUUCUUCUUUUUUUUGCUUGUAGAAUGUGUACAAAAAGGUUGCACAGAAUUUGCUGCUGCUAUGGAGGUCUUCCAUUUAUGAGUGAUCUACUCAGACACCUGUAGUGAAUCGCGCUCAAAACUAGCGUGUUCAUGCCAUUGCCAAUGCCAUUAACCGUCUUUCGUGUGCUCUCGGUUACUGGAUCGACGUUACUUACAAAAUGCUAACGCGACAAUCCCACGAUUAAGAACGCGUGAUAGGUUGAUCCAAAAAUCUCGACAUGCUGUGCAAUCUCUUCAGCAUGAUGCUGAUAAAGAUCAAAGGUCACAUUCUUGAGAUACGAUACUUAUCCUCCUAAUUCAUUAAGCAUAGUCACAAUCACACACUUAUCAACGCUGUGUUUCAACUAAUUGAAACAGAGCAUUCCUAAACACAAAAGCAAAUUGAAUAAGAAUUGGAUUCCUCCAUCAUCCACCAUUAUCAGCAUCUAUCUCUCAGCCCUCCCUCCCCCCUCAAGAUAAUGCCAAAUUAGAAAAAAAGGGUGUGGAUUGGAUUCCCCAUCAAACAAAUCAUCUGAUCAACUUUUUCAUGAUUCCCGCCAUAAUCAGAACAAACAAUUAGCCACGCAUCUUUCAAGCUAAUGAUGUAUAUAAAUAACUCAAACUAGUCUCCAAUUGGUAACAGUCUAAUUAAUCAGCUAAGCUUUCUCUUUCUCAAAGGGGUAAGAAAAUGGGAAAUGGGUCAAGCACAGGAGGAGGAAGAGGAAGGAGAAGGGACAUGAUCCCUGAAGCAGGUGAGGACAAAGAAUGGACCUUUCUGUCCACCUUCGAGCGCCAGUAUGGAAGCUCCACCCACCCUUUCUUCUACACGUGUCGGUUCCCGGAGGCACUGAAGAUCGGCGACGAGGAGCGCAAGUUCGUGUUCAUCUACCUCCACUCCCCUGCCGACCGCCACUUCACCCCUGCCUUCUGCAAACACACCCUUUCCUCCGACCGCGUGGUUCAGUACCUCGACGACAAUUUCGUCACGUGGGGGGCGCUCGCCGACAGAGGGGAAGGCCGACAGAUGGCCAAAACGCUGCUCCGGCCCGGAACUUUCCCUUGCUGCGCCGUCGUCGCGCCGGCGGCGGGGGAAGACAUGACCGUCCUGCAGCAAAUGGAAGGUCCGAUGUCGCCGGAGAAGCUGGUGGAGAUUCUGCGGAGGACGGUGGAGGAUCACGGAUUGGCGUUUGGGCAUGAGAGGGCGAAAGAGAGGAAGAGAUCGAAAGCGAGAGCUAAGGAGGAAGAAAAGCUGCGAGAGGAUAAGGAAAAGGAGAAGUUGAAGAAGAAGAAAGGUCAGCAAUACUACUGAAGUAUUGAUGAUUAGUUUCUCUCAAUCAAAACUCCCUUUUCCAUAUUAAUGGAUUUUAGUGUUAAGUAGAGUAUAUUAAUGUGUAAAUUGUAAUGGUGAGGGGAUUAAAGUUGGACAUGGUUGGUUUGGUUUUGUCUAAUUGUUAAGUUGAUGUAUUGUAGAUGUAUUGUUGAAUUUGGUGUAUAGUGAACUAUAGAGUUUGGUAUAUGCGAUUGUGUUUUUAAAUAGUUAAAAAGAAAAGAUACUUUUUAAUUAGAAUCAUCAUAGAAAUUCAAACAAGUAUUGUAACAAUCUUACCUAAACAAUCAUAAAAAUCAUCAUAGAAAUUAUUUUUGAUGGUGUGACUUGUGAGUAGGGUUGUUAAUGAACUAAACAGCUCAUGAACGAUUCCGCGUCCGACUCGAGAAAAACUCGUUCGACACUCGAUUGUCUUAAUCGAUCUGGCUCGCUAACUAAACGAGCCGAACUCGAACAGUACCAUGUUCAGCUCAAAAGCUCGCUAACAAGCUCAUUUAACGGUUUGGCAUAAGAAAGGAUUGGAAUUCAU